UGUGUCGUGUGUGAGGUUUUCCUGUGCUACAAGCACUUCGUAGAUGACGACCCAUGUUCAGAGCAUAACAACUAUGCGGGAGUUGUCAAUAGACCCAUGGCCUUACCUUGCGAGAAGUCCACAGAAUCGGUCAACCCCGAUAGACCCAUGGCCACACCUUGCGAGAAGUCCACAGAAUCGGUCAACCCCGAUAGACCCAUGGCCACACCUUGCGAGAAGUCCACAGAAUCGGUCAACCCUGAUAGACCCAUGGCCACACCUUGCGAGAAGUCCACAGAAUCGGUCAACCCCGAUAGACUCAUGGCCACACCUUGCGAGAAGUCCACAGAAUCGGUCAACGCUGAUAGACCCAUGGCCACACCUUGCGAGAAGUCCACAGAAUCGGUCAACCCCGAUAGACCCAUGGCCACACCUUGCGAGAAGUCCACAGAAUCGGUCAACCCCGAUAGACCCAUGGCCACACCUUACGAGAAGUCCACAGAAUCGGUCAACCCUGAUAGACCGAUGGCCACACCUUGCGAGAAGUCCACAGAAUCGGUCCACCCCGAUAGACCCAUGGCCACACCUUGCGAGAAGUCCACAGAAUCGGUCAACCCCGAUAGACCCAUGGCCACACCUUGCGAGAAGUCCACAGAAUCGGUCAACCCGGAAGAUGGCAAGAUCAUAUCAGUAUCAGCUUAUCAAUAUCACACAACCAUGCCAGCUUCUGCACAACCAGCUCAAAACCCAGAAAGGUGUGAGGUAAGUGCUUGUCAACUUCUAUAGUCAUCCACAUCUAUAAUCCAAAUUCCUGAAUAUUAAACUUAGACCUCGGACAAAUAUAUAUAUACUCAAAUAAUCUGAAUAGCUGUUGACAUCCGAAUAUGCCAUGUUGUACUAUUUGGAUACCCAGAGAGUGUCUACCCUUUACUUGCUAUUUAAUUAUGUUAAAUCUAAUGGUGUCUAUUAUUUGUUUGAUAUUCAUUUAUGCCUUUAGGAUUUAUAUUCAUUUUUUAUUCUUAGAUAUUAGGAGAUUUGAUUGAAUUAAAGAAUCAUAACAAAAUAAAAAUAAAGUGUCUUGUGAUAAUGUAUAAUAUUCUAUUUUAAAAGUUUGUGAUCAAAACAUAUUGAUAACAUUAUCAGAGCUCCACAACUUUAAACUAAACAAUUAAAAGAUACUUUUUCAAUAUAGUAUUUACAAAUGUUAUCUGUUAUCUGUGCUAGAAAUGUUAAUGCUCUAUGACAUUUGUGUGUAUUGUAACUCGCAAAAAUGCGAGCUUGGCACCCAAGGAGUUAAACACUGCACCCCCCAAAAAAAACUAAGAUCAUUUUAAACCACCUUAGUCAUAUUGUUCAAAUACUCAUAAUCAGAUUGAAAUUCUAGUUUUCUUUUAUUUUAUUUGUAUUAAGAAUUAAAGCAUGGGGCAGGUUUAAGUUUUCAUUUCCGUUCAAAAGAUUGUUACUAUUGAAAUGUUCGGAUAUGAAAUUUUCUAUAGGACCAUUUUAGUUGUGUACAAAGUAAGUGCAAUGAGCAAGUGAAUGUAUUGCCAAGUUAAAGAAAGUUCCAUCAUUGAAUGAUAUUCAGAGCUUUAUUACAUGCUAAAACUAUAACCACUUUGUAUAAGUUUUUUUCAGUGUGUGAUGUUCAGAGAUUUAAUUUAUUACAUGCCAUAGAUAUUGCCAUUUUUAUUUUAAAAAAUGUCUUCAGACUGUAAUGUUUCUUAGAUGACUAAGAAUAAUGAUUCUUUCAAGUAGUAGUAAGUCUCAUGGCAUGUGAAUCUGUGAUUAUUAUGAA
This is a messenger RNA of Lytechinus variegatus (green sea urchin), 1774 nucleotides long. Its product is annotated as sporozoite surface protein 2-like. NCBI's taxonomy places the organism in Eukaryota, Metazoa, Echinodermata, Echinoidea, Temnopleuroida, Toxopneustidae. The coding region runs from base 97 to 765 and encodes 222 amino acids. The transcript is spliced from 3 exons. The record is from RefSeq and is a predicted model, not a curated record.